Botrytis cinerea B05.10 is the source of this 1574-nucleotide messenger RNA. RefSeq names its product Bcdid4 (gene Bcdid4). The record is from RefSeq and is a predicted model, not a curated record. Gene Ontology annotation, cellular component: multivesicular body; ESCRT III complex. Bases 353 to 1039 code for a protein of 228 amino acids. Gene Ontology annotation, biological process: late endosome to vacuole transport; endosome transport via multivesicular body sorting pathway; protein transport. The transcript is spliced from 3 exons. Lineage: Eukaryota; Fungi; Ascomycota; Leotiomycetes; Helotiales; Sclerotiniaceae.
GACAAGUAAAGUUACCUGUGAGCCUUUCCAAGCGACUUGUAGCCUUUCCUAAGCUUAGCUGCAGGGCGCAUAUCUUGUAGCUUACUCCCGGUGAACAUGUAUUGAGCUCCAGGUCCUAUCAAAUGGGGUAGGUAGGGACAACUAUAUGUGUGCCUUAGAUUUCAGGAUACAAUUAGCCAAGGCUGCUAAGAUCCAAGGCUACGAGCUUGGAAACGAAAGCCGAAUCAUUACUCCAUGACGACUUGCGCGGCUGCAUCGAACACACACACCAUCAAAUAAUCUACAUUAAUUCACCCACCUUUCUCCGAUUCCCUUUCAACCUCAACACCAACCAACACCUUCAAUCACAACCAUGAAUAUCGUCGAAUGGGCAUUUGGCAAGCGCAUGACGCCUGCGGAGCGACUGCGCAAACAUCAGCGAUCGCUGGAAAAAACGCAGCGCGAACUCGAUCGCGAGAGAACGAAGUUGGAAAAUCAGGAGAAGAAAUUGAUUCAGGAAAUUAAGAAGAGUGCGAAGAAUGGACAGAUGGGGGCGGCGAAGAUUCAGGCCAAGGAUUUGGUGAGGACGAGGAGAUAUGUGGAGAAGUUUUAUAGUAUGAGGACUCAGUUGCAGGCGAUUAGUUUGAGGAUACAGACGGUACGAACAAAUGAACAAAUGAUGCAAGCCAUGAAAGGUGCAACAGGAGUUCUCGGCAGCAUGAACCGAAGCAUGAAUCUCCCCGCGCUGCAACGAAUCGCGAUGGAAUUCGAAAAGGAAAAUGAUAUUAUGGAUCAGAGACAAGAAAUGAUGGAUGAUGCGAUUGAUGAUGUCACCGGUCUGGAAGAUGAGGAAGAGGGUGAGGAAGUCGUAGAACAGGUUUUGGAGGAGAUUGGAAUCGAUUUGAAAGCGGCGAUGGGGGAGACUCCGCAGGGAUUGCAGAGUCAGGCGGUGGCGGAGGGGAGGGUCGCGCAGGCUGUUGGGGGUGGUGGGGGGCCUGGCGGGGCGGAUCCCGGAGAUGAUGAUUUGCAGGCGAGAUUGGAUAGUUUGAGGAGGGAUUGAUUGAUCUAUUGAUUUGUUUAUUGAUCAGGGGGGUGGAGGGAGGGGUGAGAAUUCAUUGAAUGAGGUCACAUGCAAAUCGAUUCUGUAAAAGAGGACACUCAUUUGUCGGUAUAAUGGUCAGAUGAGAUGGAAAGAUACAUGAUGUUUGUCGAUCCACACACGUACAAUUCUUUCAUCGGCGUUACUCGCAGGAUUGCGGAAGGCGUUUUAUUAGCGGUUGUGGUUUGGGUCUGUUAUGGAUGGGUUUUACAGAUUUUUUUUAUUUUUUUCAUAAUCUUCUGUCUAUCUGUCUGUCUGUCUGUCUCUCUGUCUUUUACCUUGCCUUGCGUAAAUAGGGAGGAGGUUUUGAGGAUGCGAGUCCAAGGAUGCGAUGGGAUGGGAUGGGAUGGGAUGGGAUGGGAUGGGAUGGGAUGGGAGGAUGGGAGGGUUCUAGUUUUCUUGUUGCUUAUGAGUAGAUACAUAUAUUUACAUAUUUAUUCAUUCAUGCAUUCAUAAAUAGAGAAUAAAUCGGGAAUCAAUAAGAUCUGUUGUGUUA